This is a messenger RNA of Prunus armeniaca (apricot), 192 nucleotides long. Lineage: Eukaryota; Viridiplantae; Streptophyta; Magnoliopsida; Rosales; Rosaceae. The record is from the annotation of a GenBank genome assembly.
AUGACGACGUCAGCAAGGGCCAGCCCUAGCUGGAGCUCGGGCCAGCCUUGCCCUCCGGCCAGCCCGUUUUGCUGGGUCCCCCCAUCUUGCCCGGGCCUGACUCCACUGCUGGAAAUGGGUUUUUACCCCAAACCCCCCCAGCCCUCCCCCAAACCCCACUGCUGGAAAUGCUCUAAUAGAGGCGGUCUUUAG